Diversispora eburnea is the source of this 333-nucleotide messenger RNA. The record is from the annotation of a GenBank genome assembly. Lineage: Eukaryota; Fungi; Glomeromycota; Glomeromycetes; Diversisporales; Diversisporaceae.
AUGGAUCUUGAUAAUUUGGACCUUAAUCGUAUCUAUACUUUUGAGGAAUUCGAGUAUAUAAACGACCAGCCAAAAUACCAUACUUUGGAAAUUAAUGGACAACCUGUUAAUCAUUUUGAGCUUGACAAAAAUAUGGAAGCCGUUGUCUCGGAAAUUGUCAGGCAACUCGGCAACGGAACGAUCCGAGCACCUUCACUCCUAAAGAUACAUAUCGUCGCUUGGCUCAACAACAACUCUGAACCUUCAAGGGUGGCAAGGGUGGCGAGAGUGGUAGACCGUUUACUCCAACGUUUGUUGUUGAGGUUGGGAUACUGCAUUAAAGUCAAAGUCUAG